This is a messenger RNA of Erigeron canadensis, 721 nucleotides long. RefSeq names its product glycine-rich protein A3-like. The record is from RefSeq and is a predicted model, not a curated record. The coding region runs from base 122 to 517 and encodes 131 amino acids. The transcript is spliced from 3 exons. Lineage: Eukaryota; Viridiplantae; Streptophyta; Magnoliopsida; Asterales; Asteraceae.
GGAGGAUUCCCAAUUUCCCGCCUUCCUAUAUAACACUCUCCGGUCUCUAAUCUAUUUCAAUCCAGAUUAAAGCUUGACAACCUACAAUUUGCAAUCAACAUACUAAUUUGGGUGAAGAAAGAUGGGACAUAAUGGGGAAAGAGGACUCUUCUCGCUUGGUGGAUUCGGUAACGGUGGACACUUCCCUCAACAACAUGGAGCAUACCCUCCUCAAGGAUAUUAUGGUUACACUCAAUCCGGAUAUCCACAACAUGGACAUGCCGGUGGAUACCCGCCACAAGCCUACCCAGGUGCUUAUCAUUCAGGUCAUGGUGGCCAUGGUGCAGGAUUCUUAGCUGGUGGUGCAACCCACGGGGUUGGUGGAUAUGGAGCUCAUCAUGUUUCUCAUGGUCAUGGAGGAUCCCAUGGCUAUGGAUCACACGGCAAUGGAGGCUAUGGGCAGCACCAUGGUAAGUUCAACCAUGGAAAGUUUGGCCAGCAUGGAGGCAAAUUUGGAAAUCACAGGAUGUGGAAAUGAGCAAGUUCGUGCUGUUAGCCCUGCCCCUGCCAAGUUUGUUCCACUGCAUGUGUUUGAAUUAACGUACUGUCGUAUGUUAGCUACCGUUGUGUUGUUUCUUUGUGCUGUUAAGUAGUUUGUAAUAAACACAAAAUAAAGAGGGCAAACUUUGCUGGAACCUUUGUGACUCAAUCAUCUAUAAAAAUAUUUCUUAGCGUGUUUUAA